AUGAUUGACGGCGGUGAACGAGAAAUUUGCGGGGUUAGCAAAGAUAACAAUCUGUUUUGUCGGCCUGUCGAUGGAAGCAAAAAUUGGCGACACAUAUCUGCUGGUUUCACACACGUGACUGCGUCUGGUCCCUACGAUAUCUUUGCCAUAAGCACCGGCAACAAGCUCUACCGUUGCCUCAAGCCGUGCAUUGGACAGUGGAUCGAGGUUGGCCACGAUCAUAUCAACAGCAUUGCUCAGUGCGACGCCACAGCCAACGCUCUGUUUGGAAUCGAUGCUGGCCAGUCAAUAUGGAGGAAAGUACUGGCCAUCUGUGAAACUGAACACAUCGACACGGCCUAUUGCAGCCGGAGUCGUUAG
This is a messenger RNA of Geodia barretti, 360 nucleotides long. NCBI's taxonomy places the organism in Eukaryota, Metazoa, Porifera, Demospongiae, Tetractinellida, Geodiidae. The record is from the annotation of a GenBank genome assembly.